This is a messenger RNA of Podarcis lilfordi (Lilford's wall lizard), 14038 nucleotides long. The record is from the annotation of a GenBank genome assembly. NCBI's taxonomy places the organism in Eukaryota, Metazoa, Chordata, Lepidosauria, Squamata, Lacertidae.
GCAGUGAGCAUAAGGAAGGCAGCCUGUCAGAAUAUGUGCUGAUCCUCCCCCUUCCUAAUCAUAGCUUUUACUCACAGACAAAACUCCCUCCCUCUCUCAUUCACUCACUCACUUUAGGCCAAUCCGUCCUCCUCUCUCUCUCCCUCUCUCUUUCUCAUUCUCUCUCUCUCUCUCUCUCUCUCUUUUCUCAGUGUUUCUCUCUCCCACUCUGAGACAGAGUCAGAACUCCUCUCACUGACAGUCACAAACAUCUAUAGCACUUACUGAAUUCAGAGAGGGAACCUGCAAACAAAACUUCACAGAAAACUUUUUGUUCUUGUUCCAGAGAAUUUGCUGAAGAGGAAGAAAGGAAGAAGAAGAAGAAGGAAGGGAGGGGGACAGACACAAGCAAACUGUGUGUGAAGUGGUGGGGGGGAGAAGAAAAGCAGUGCCUUUUAAAAAGGAAUCACAACAACUUUUGCUGCCAGGAUGCCUUUGUUUCAGAAGAGAGGAUUUUUGUUGGUGCUUUGCUGGAUUACAGUGAGGAGUUCCCCGACCCCAGGAUCUGAGGGGCACAGUUCAGUCACCGAUUGUCCAUCAUGUGCCCUUGCCACGCUCUCAAAGGAUGUGCCCAGCUCUCAGCCUGAGAUGGUGGAAGCAGUGAAGAAGCACAUUCUGAACAUGUUGCAUUUGAGGGACAGACCCAACAUCACUCAGUCGGUGCCCAAAGCUGCACUUUUUAACGCCAUCAAGAAACUCCAUGUGGGGAAAGUGAGAGAGGAUGGCUUUGUGGAAAUAGAGGAUGACAUUGGAAGAAAAACAGAAAUGAAUGAACUUGUGGAGCAAACUUCAGAGAUCAUAACGUUUGCAGAAUCAGGUGGGUGCUGUGGCAGGGGGUGGGAACUCAACUUGAAUAGGUCUCAGUCAGAAUUGCAAUUAACUUCGCUUUUCUUUGCAACAGUAAUACUCUUUGUGAGGUUACAGGUUGAGAGAAGGGAGAGAGUGAAAGCAUGAAGGGAUUUGGGUCUCUAGAAUUUAGCCUUGGUUUCAGAUGCAUUGAUUACACUUAUGAAAUGCAGCCAGCCAGCGAGGAGGGAACUAUAUACCAAUCCUAGGCUGAAAUUUUGAGUAAGUGGGUUUGUCUCCCUGGUACAUUUGUGAAAAGAACAGAUAAACAGUAGACUAUUGAGGGUGAUGAUUGAAAAUGAAAAACAGAGACAGGAACAGACAAAUAGGGCAGGCACUGUGAAAUACUCUGGGCAAAGGAAGACAGCUAAAAUCAGUUUUCAAACCCACUCACUGUAAAACCUGUGAAUUUGAGAAUAUGUAUGUUUAAUGGUACUCAGUCAACAGCAAAUAUUCAGGGCAGCAACAGUGUUAACAGCUACUGUCAGAAAACCUCAAUAGUAACUGGGACAAAUAGUUGUGGAUGAACCCAAUUGUAAAGCUGACAUUUGCACACUGGGGGAAAGGGUAGGGGAGGAAAUAUGGUAUUUCUGAGAGCUCCUUUCCAAAGAAUGCAACAUUGAUAAGGUGCAUUUUUAAAAGAAAAGGCAUUGUCAUAUCGAUUCUCCGAUCAUACCUAUGACAGGGUACAUAGAGAAUUACUUACUUCACCAUUAAACAGUAAGCGUAUGCAUGUGACUGAUGCUUUCUAUAUGUGUAUUAUGCUAAAUGUUAACCCUGGUGCUUAACAUGUAUGUGUGUUUGUGCAUGCGUGUGUGUGCAUAUUCAGAUUUACCUGUCUAUGCCAAUAGUUAUUUAAUCCACAUAGGUUUAAAACGGCUACUGAAAACUUUCCAGAAAUUAAUUGUGUUGCCUAGUUAAAGCAUUUUCCCCCUGUUGCCAAGACAGCUUGCAAGGAAUGUCAUUGUUUUGCUUGGUACAGCAUAUGGUAGGCAAAGUAUGCACAGGCACACUGAGCAUUUUUGUUUAAAAGUUUGCUGCAGCAAUAUAAACAAUUAAGACAACUCUCAGAGUUUCCAGUCCUGAAAACCUGUUGACUCAGAUGUUCUGUUUGCAUAAAAAGACAUGCAGAGAAUCAUGCGUGGUUUUAAGAGCAGAUAUUCCUGCUGCUAGCUGCAUGAGUUCCAACUAUACAAGAAGCCCUGGUGGUUGGUGUCCUUGUAAAUCUUAUCAUACCAGUUGUUUGUCUGGUAGGGGAAUAAUAAUAACGAUGAUGAUGAUGAUGAUGAUGAUGAAGAAAAGCACACUCUCCUUUUCAAAAGAUGAGUAGAAUGUCUCAGUGCCUGUGAUCAUGUGGAGGUACUCAAUGAAGGAGUGAACAUUCAGAAGCAAAGAAAUUGCUAGCCCAUCUGAUGGACAGAUUUUGCAUCCAGUUUACCGCAGCACCAGGCUGAGGGGAAAGACACAUGGAAUGAACUGUGGUUUUGAGGCACUGUGUGAGUUCCAGUAGUUUGCACUGUAUCUGCUUAAACCAGGCUCCAAAGGCAACAGUGACACGCUUUAACAGCGACACCCACUCCAAUUGGCUUACAGAGUCACAUGAUUAAUAUUAGCUGUGCCAUUGCCCAGAAAGUGUCCAAUAGUCCAGCUACUCAUUUUCCCCCCAUCUGCAAGCUACCAAACAGUCAAACUACUCCAGCUUGUAUUUUGAGGAAGCAUUGGUAUUGGCAACUACAUUAAUUUCACACUCUUCUUGCUGCCAGUAGAGCACACCAGGGGUCAGUAUAUUUUGGCCAUUUCUGCCCCAUUUAUAUAUCUGCUCCAGCCCCCCGGAAGCAUUUUUCUGUGUAUGUUUCACAAAAUAUUAAAUUAUAUUUUUCCUUCUCAUCUCAUUCUCCCUGCCAAUUUCUUUGAAACACUGAGAUAUUAAUGCUAAGGGAGAUGUUGUGGGACUUGCUGGGAAAAAGAAUUUUACAUAAAACCUAGACUACUAUUCAGUGAUUCAGUCAUACAGUGGCCCAUAUGGGCUUAAGCCAGUAUCUCGAGGUCACGAUUGCUGGUUGUAUAUUAUUCCAUAACUAGGUCAACUAUUCAGUCUUUUUCUCAGCCACUAUCCACAGUUCUUCCCUUCCUGAGGGUGGGUGUCCAAUACUAAAAUAGUGCUGGUGUCUUCUGAUCACUCCUGUGGAAGUGACAGGAAAAUCUAGCCGUCCGCCUAAUGUCAAGGAAGAGGUCUGCAAGGGCAGGGAUCUGUUGGGGAUCAUGAGUGGUCAAAACCAAAUCUGUGGUGUGUUCCAACUGUGUUUGAGUUGAAUGGUAUACUGUGGGAAAUAUUAUUCCUCAGUAGCAUUUUACUCGUGUCGCGGUUCCUCAAGCAACCACUGUCUGAAAGGGAGGCAGUAGAGAAUCAAUGGAAGUGAAUGGCAACAUGUUCUGAAGUUUUGUCAACUGAUGAAAAUAGAAGUAGUCUAAAGUGCUCUAAUUUAACUGUCCCAUCACUCCCAGGAAGUAUGCAGCAGUUGCACUACUGAUGUUAGAAGAAUAAUUUCAUCUUUUAUAUUUAGGUAUCUUCCAAGAUGCCAUAUACAAAUCUGACAAAUGACAGGCACAUGUGCACAGCUUUCAAUUUGCCCUUUUGGACUAGCACAGAUUAAACAGGAGAACGUUCUAGAUUAGAAGAUGCGGGGAACACGAGGGCCAAAGGUGAAUAUACUGACUCCGUCCCAAAACACAGGGGUUGUCUGCUCCAGGUGAUCAAGAAAAUUGUGAAAAGGUGCCACUCACAUUCCAGGCCUUUGUGGAAACGAAUGACUUCAAAUGUGGACAAGACGUUUUCCCUGUGCCAGGGAAAAUGGGUUCUAGUGAGAUAUUCAAGUUAUAAUGUUUAUAAUAACACAGUUAACAAAAAGGAGUUGAAUUUUUAAAAUAAAUUUCCAUUAGUAAGGCAAAAAAACAUUUCUGCAUCAGUUAUGCAGUAAGUUAACUGUGGUAAAUCAGAGGUAUAACUUUGGCAUUUUGGGGAAAAUAAUAAAUACUAUUUGCUGAAAAUAAUCAAUAAUGGUUUGUUGAUACAGCAGCCAAUUAUAAAUUAAUUUUGUUGGCCCCUGUUUAGCCAAUGUUAGCAGUCCAGUCACCACCUACAUUUGCCAGUGGGGUUGCUCGGAGUAGGUGACAUUGACAUUCCAGUGACUGUGAUCAGUGGUUAGACAAGAAUUAAUAGAAAUUGUGAUCCAGGCUUUUAUCGGUUAUAGCCUGAAGCUGAGCAGGGUUUCUCAGAAAUAAGUUCCAUUCAUUUUAGUAGUACCUGAAACCCAGUAAAAAUAAACAGGACUGCAGUCUGUGUUACAUAUCUUUUUAAAGAUUUGAUAGCAAAAGGGGGGGAGUAGAUACAUCUUUUAAACGAAUUAAAUGAAAAGUACUGGAAGUGGGAGAAAGAGAAUAGUUAAUUUUAAGUCUUUAGAACGAAGGUUUCAUUCAUUUUUAAAAUGAUCUGUUUUUCUGGGGGUUCAGUUUUUUAAAAUUCUGAAUAGAAAAUCAAAUAGCCACUAGAGGGCAUACUCCAAAGGCUUUUCCCCAUCAACUUCAUGCUACCUAUAAAAUUCUUUUACCCAAUUGGCUCUGCAACAUAAAGACUCUGGUGCUUCUCUGUAGCUCAUCUGACAAUCUUAUUUCCCGCACAAAGCAUAAAAAGCACCAGAAUGAAGUUCACUUCAGGGAGAAUGUGAUAUAAUGAAACAGAGCAAAGAGAAAGAGAGAGAAGAUAAAGUUGAUAGGCCCAGAGACUAAAAUAUAAGAUAUUUAUUAAGGUCACAGUAGUGUGUUUUUGACAAGACACUGAGAAAUCUAUUUAUGAUUUAUAGGCUGGGCUGGCUGGUUGCUGUUGUUGUCAUUAUUACGUUUCUAAAAUGGUCCUCCUUUGCUUUACAACCUGGAAUCUUUUGAACACCAAAUUUAUUUUCUUUUGCUGCAAGGAAUAAAUCCACUUCCAGUGAAUCUGCUUGAAAGAAAUUUAAUUGGCACCCAGUUGUGAAUCUACCUAAUUGAAAUAUAAUUGGAAACCAGUUGUUUCCCCUUUGAAACUUUUUAAAUCUGAGAGAGAUAGGAAAUACAUUGGUGAAUGGGGCCGUGGGAGGGUAGCAUGCAAGUACGAAGUUCCCCUAGGAGGAAUGUGCCAGGGCAUGCCCUCGAGAGCGUAUGUGCAUGUCUCUGAGCCCACAUAGAUGGGAGCAUGUCAUUGCAGGGAUACAUAGGAAAUGGUGGGUGCUUGGAAUCGCUUGGAAAGGCCAAGAGCAUUUUUUUUCCUUCGGGGGGGGAGGCAUUUAGGAGUUUUGCCUCACUCUUGACAUCUACUUCAAUGCCUGCAUAUAGACUGGGGAGGUGUUUCCCUCUAGUGAACUUGGCAGCUCCAAAACAAAGACUAUGUUUUUGUUUUUAAAACCAGGUGAUCCCUUCAACCAUCUGCCAUCCCUAGCAUGGCGUACUCAGUUCAUCUAAACUGUUAGCUUAUGACAGAGCAAUUGUGAUCCUGACUAGAGGUCAAGGUCAUUCUUCUGUGUCCUGUUGCCCUCUUCCACAAUCCUCAGUUGGCUUCUCCGAAGGCAGAACACCUGAGUUGCAGGAAGUAGCGAUAAAACCAGUACUGCUGCUAUUGCUGCCACCCUCCACACAGUCUUUCUCCUAUGCUUCUAAGUGUCUGAGGCUUGGCCCCAGAGUCACACGACCUUCCUUGUUGCAUUGCAGAUUUGGAUGUGCUAGGAUGUUAACUUCAGGUGUCUACUGCUGCUUCUUGGGCCCUGCUGCUUUCUUCAACUUCCAGAUCUUGAGAAAGCCCCAGCACAUUAAGAAGGGAAAUUUCACUGUGGGUAAUCACCACCCCGUGAUAUUGCUUUGAUGCUAUAAUGCAUGUGUGUCAAGGGUGAGGCGGCAGCAGCAGCCACUGAAGGAAAAUGGGUAGACAAAGGCAGCAUGAGAGACUGGGAAACAGACAGAGGUAUGGCAGGGGCUAGCAGACCACCUUUGAGAAGAAAUAGGGCUCUAAAUAAAUGCAUUAGCGUACGCACGAUUGGGUGUGUGACUGUGGCUUAAGGCUCACACAUCUUCUAUCUAUCUGUGCAACAAUGUUAAACCAGCCUCUGUGUGAAGUUGGCACGCGCACACACAAGUUUGUAAAUGUUUUUAUUCUGGAUGUGUGUCCACACAUUCAAAGCAGAGAUGGGUGGUGCUGAAGCAAUGGAGAUCUGUAUUGACUAAUAUGGGGGCAAUUCCAACCCAUUUAAAAGCCAUUUCAACUCUUUUUAUUCACUACAGUGAGUUCACGAUAGUCUUCCAAUAAGGCUGCCGUUACUGAAACCUCAGUUGCCAUGGUGGUGGCAGAGAACCAAUGGAGGCAAGGCAGCGGGUGGAGGCCAAACCUGGAGCCCAGCGUUGCACGUGUGCCGCUGGGCGCUCACAGUCUGGGACCAGUGGAACCUUGCUUCCAAGUGAACAUGCAGAGAGCUGUGCUGUUAGUCUCAUUAACUUCAGUGGGUUGGAACUAGAGAUUUGUUGAGUGGAAUUUUGCCAGUGGACAGUUGAAGGACCCCCAUCCAGGAACAGUAUGGAAGGUGGGUGAAGGAAGCUGCAGGAGGAAGGAGAAAAUUGACAAAAUUCCCUCCCCUUCUGCUUCCACGAGUGAGAGCCUUCAUUGACUCACCAGUCUGCCUGCAAAUGAAAAUAAUGCUUUCAUUCGCAGAAGAACUGCUCUAGAUCCCAGACAGACAGACUUAAAUAAGAGGAACUUUUUUAAAUUGGGCCCCAAAACCAUCUCUGGUAGUGAUGGAAGUGUCAUGUGAAUCUCUUGUGUAAGCAGCGUAAAAGGUCACAGCCGACAGCUUUUGUUGUUGCUGCUGUGAUGCAAAUUAUGUGGCAUGCCCGUUCCACUUCCCUGCUGCAGUCUCCUGUCUCCUGUAAAAUGAACCACAACCAAGACUUAAGCAUUUGCCUUUCUUUUGCAAGAUAAAAGAAGGAACGAGAACAAUAUUUAGGUAGCUUGUCUGGAAGGAUGAGAGAACUCUUAGGUACUUCAGGAUAGGACAAGAUGGGGAGAAUGGGCAACGAGAGGCGUUUUGUUAUGCAGCUGCUUUCUGAAGACAGAAUUUAUGCUUAAUGAGAAACCGCAAAAAGCACAAACUAUGUUUCAGUCCUAGUUUCAAGUUCUUUAACGAUGGCUCUGCUCUGCCUUCCAAAUACAGUGGUACCUCGGGUUAAGUACUUAAUUCGUUCCGGAGGCCCGAUCUUAACCUGAAACUGUUCUUAACCUGAGGUACCACUUUAGCUAAUGGGGCCUCCUGCUGCCGCUGCACGAUUUCUGUUCUCAUCCUGAAGCAGAGUUCUUAACCCAAGGUACUAUUUCUGGGUUAGAAGAGUCUGUAACCUGAAGCGUAUGUAACCCGAGGUACCACUGUAUACUUAUCUCCUUGGCUCUGGGGGUCACAUAACUCCAUACUUUCCAGCAUUUCUCUGGCGAAAACAGGGACGUCUUAAGACAUUCUGGCAUCAAAUAAGAAAUUGGGAUGGCUUCUGUCAAUCUGGGACCAUCCCUGGAAAAUAGGGGCACUUGGAGGGUCUGCAAGAGCACUUUCUCCCCUGAGAGUCCUAGAAACUGGUGUUCAGAAGCAUUAUGCCUCUUGUAAAGCAAAGUUCUUAACCCGAGGUUCUAUUUCUGGGUUAGCAGAGUCUGUAACCUGAAGCGUAUGUAACCUGAACCAUUUGUAACCUGAGGUACCAUUGUAUCAGCUGCUGGAACCCCAACAAAGGGGAGAGAUGGUCAUGUGUUCAUGUUCUGCUCCCUGCUUUGCCACAGGCAUCUGGUCGGCCUCUGUGGGAACAGGAUGCUGGACUAGACGGGCCUUUGGCCUGAUCCACCAGCCUCUUCUUAGGUUUACUUUGCCAUUGUGCUUUUAGCUUCCCCGUUGGCAAGCUGUUGCUUAAUAUUUUAAGCAGCUUUAGGGCAGAGGAUGUUUAAAUGUUGGUAGAAUCAUUCAAGUUUUGGGGUGUAGAAUAACUCCUAUAACCCCGUACAAGAAAUUAUGCAUAUUAACUAACUGAUCAUACCUAGAAGUUAUUUGAGUCUACCAUACAUGCCUUUAUAUCAUGCAUCUUCAGAACCAUGUAUGCUAAUGGAGUUUAGCUCCCAGGAAUAUGAGAUAAGUCAAAUGUCUGUGUAAGAUCAGAAAUGUUCAUGUCACACCAGACACUAGCCUAUUUGCAUUAUCACGCAGCAUGUGGCAUGGAAACCGAGUGUGCAUAGUGGGUUUCCAAUGUUAUUUUUUUCUUUGUCAAACUCUAGCAUGAUUAGGAAUGCCACUCAGAGUGGGAUCUUGUAGAUGGAGAAUGGGACAUGCCUAUCAGUUGCUCCCAUUGAAUCCAAUGGGAUCUAUGGGUUGCAGUUGACAACAGUGUUGGGAAAGUGAAAAUCUAUUCCCUAAUAAAAUCAGAGUCAUCCAGGGCAGGAGGAAGGUUUACUUAUGGUUUACUUAUGAGAAGUGGGCAACUGUCCAUUUGAGUUUCUUGCAGCUUCUCAUUUUUCCACUCUUAUGUUCAGUUUGCUCCAUUUUCACAUCAAUCUGACAUAUUAAAAAGGUAAAGGUACCCCUGCCCGUACGGGCCAGUCUUGCCAGACUCUAGGGUUGUGCGCUCAUCUCACUCUAUAGGCCGGGAGCCAGCGCUGUCCGCAGACACUUCCGGGUCACGUGGCCAGCGUGACAAGCUGCAUCUGGCGAGCCAGCGCAGCACACGGAACGCCGUUUACCUUCCCGCUGGUAAGCGGUACCUAUUUAUCUACUUGCACUUAAGGGUGCUUUCGAACUGCUAGGUGGGCAGGAGCUGGGACCGAACGACGGGAGCUCACCCCGCCGCGGGGAUUCGAACCGCCGACCAUACGAUCGGCAAGUCCUAGGUGCUGAGGUUUUACCCACAGCGCCACCCACGUAUAAUAUUAUUAUAUUAGUGUAUAUGUCUGCAAAUAUAUACAUUUUAUAUGCAUUUUUUUUGCUAAUAUACACAUUAAUGCAAGCAAUUUCCCCCACUAUAAUUGUGUUUGCAUUUUCACUAAUAUAAGCAUUUUUAUCCAGGCUCUCCCCUAAUAAAUGCUUUUUUUUGGUAAACAUUUUUGGUUGGAGAAGUGUGAAUUUGAUUUGCUUUGGUUUGCUUAUUGUCCUGGGAAGUGUGUAUUAGGUAAAGUCAUAUUAAAAUGCAAUCCACACAGAAUUCAUCCACCAAUAAUAAUAAUAAUAAUAAUAAUAAUAAUAAUAAUUUUAUUAUGAUACCCUGCCCAUCUGGCUGGGUUGCCCCAGCCACUCUGGGUGGCUUCCAACACACAAUGAUCAUGAGGAAUUGGACAUACAUUGUGACUAAGCUACCAUUUAGCCCUAUGAGAAAGAAGAUUAAGGGCUGAACUUGGGGACAACAUCACCAUUGUAAGAAUAAACUUGCCCUCUGGUGUGUGGCUGUGUGACACUGACAGUCCUUGCAAAGAAUCUGCAAUAAAUGUUUAGUUAAUGGUACGGAUAACAUGCUGCAUUCAGAAAGGGCCAUUCCUGGCCAAGUGUUUUGAACUAGCCAUUUCUCAGCAGCUCCUGUUCUAUUAUAAGAAACUAUAUUAUAAAUCACACACAUUUCAUUGUCACCUGCGGAAUGAGAUAAGGAGCAAAGAGGAGGGUGCCUUUGAAUGCAUUUGCCCUAUUUACAUAGUGCAUGCACGUGCAGGUGUGUGUGUAUUUAUUAACCAGUCAGUCUGAUGUUUAAUGUCUGCCACUAUUGUCCAUUACAAUACAACUAAGAAAAGCAAACCAAGAUAAUCCAAUAAUAGAUUAAAACAAAACAAAAAAGAUUUCAGAAACAAAUAUAGAUAGUUCAAGUGUGGGGAACCUUUGGCCCUCCAGAUGUUGCUGAACUAAAACUUACAUAGUCCUAAUGAUGGGCCAUACUUGCUGGGCCUUGUGGGAGCUGCAGUUAAGACACAUCUGGCAGGCCAAAGGUUCCCCACAAAGAUAGAAAACGGCUGUAAACACAGCCCAAAAGCAAGCUACUGUAAAACCAACAGCUUACCUCAUUUUGGGGGGGGGGGGUAUUUGCUUACAGUGCAAAAUGGAACAACUUAAAACAGACGUGAAUAAUUACAAAAUUUAAGUAGCAAGGCGUUUUUACACUGAAUAGUUUUUCCAUUGGCAAAUUUAAGAAACAUACAUAAAAGGGUAAACUCUACCAUCACAGUAGAAAACAGAAUUACAGUGGUGCCCCGCAAGACGAAUGCCUCGCAAGACGAAAAACUCGCUAGACGAAAGGGUUUUGCGUUUUUUGAGUCGUUCCGCAAGACGAAUUUCCCUAUGGGCUUGCUUCGCAAGACGAAACGUCUUGCGAGUUCUUGCGAGUUUGUUUCCUUUUUCUUAAAGCCGCUAAUAGCCGCUAAGCCGUUAAUAGCCGCUAAGCCGCUAAUAGCCGUGCUUCGCAAGACGAAAAAACCGCAAGACGAAGAGACUCGCGGAACGGAUUAAUUUCGUCUUGCGAGGCACCACUGUACUUCUGUUUGGAAAAAAGACUGUUAUAAUUUAAACCCUUGAACUGUUUUUAAGUGUAUUAGAUGCUAUUUUGUUGCCUUAUAAUUUCCAUCCUCAUUUUUCUAAACAACUGAGACCAAACUGAGAAAGUAAAUUCAUACUUCUACAUUAAGUAGCUGAGAAAAGUCACCAGGAGAUAUGGGUCGCAUUGUCAUUAAUAUGCACAUAAAAAACACAGGUCUGUCAUUUCUUUCCUCCGGCAAACAGCCUUCCCAGGCAGGCAGUGGAAAUCCUGGACAGGUGUCUGGGAGCUGGAGCAGUUUUGGGAUGGAUGCAGCUGAAUAAGCUUAAACUGAAUCCUGAUAAGAUGGAGGUGCUGCAAAUUAGGAAGCCAUCUGAUGGGGCUGGAAGUACAUUGCCAACUGUGGGUUGGACUGCAUUCCUCCAGUAAAGGCCAAGUUUGUAGUCUGCUGGAUCUGAUACUAGUGGGGAAUUGCAGGUGGAGCUGAUGCCAAGGAGAGUUUUAUACCACCUAAACCUAGAAUAGAACCUGUGACUUUAUAUCAGUCAAACCUAGUUGUGGUUACCCAUGGACUAGUUACACCUAAACUUGACUACUCUGCAUGGGAUUGACUUUGAAGAUGGUUUGGAUACCUCAGUUGGUGCAAAAUGAAGCUGCAUGAAUGAGGGCCAGGAAUUCCAAGCACAUGAUACCAAUUUGCAGCAGUUUCACUGGUUACUAGUGUAUCUCUGAGCUUAAGUCUAGGUGCUUGUGUAAACUUGGAAAGCCUAAAUGGUUUGUAGCUGGCUUAUCUCAAGGGCCAUCUUCCUGUUUGUUUUUUAAGAUUAACUACCAAGACCGUCCUCAAGUGCCCACAAGUUUGGUUUAUGAGGUUGAUGCACACAAUGGAUAGGGUGGGAUGGGGGGUGGCCCCAUGGUUGGGGAACUUCCAUCCUAUGAAACUAUGAAAACCCCCAUCAGUGCAGGCCUUCAGAAGUGCCUUGAAGACUCAUUUGUUUCAAUGUUUUUAAGCCAUUGAUUUGGAACUUGUGAUUCUAGAUUCUAUGUUGUUCUUUAAUGUUGUCAUUUAAUGUGGGACACACAUUACAUAUUGAUGACAUUUGUGGCUUUGGCUGUAUCUGAUCCUUUGGACUACAGACAGUUAGGGAAAUGGCAAGGUCUUAAUCAUGCUCUCUGCCCCAAGCAAACUGACCAAUAUAUUAGCUUGCCCGCUGGUGCAUUAGAAAGCCUACUACUAAACAUUUAUAUAUUGCUUUUGUUGACUUGGCUGUAGCUUUUGAGUCAGUUGACAAAACUGGUUUUGGCAUAAAUUAGUCGAUAUUAAUAUUGUCAAGAGUGUUUUGUGCUUGCCCCAAGAAGUCCAUAAAAACAUGCCUUCCAGAAUAAGAGUGGGGAUUUCCAGUGACACGGUUGCAAUAAACUGAAGGUUGAAACAAUGGUGUCCUCUAGAAUCUUUAUCUUAGUACUGCACUUGUGAGAUUACCAAACAGGCUAAAGAAAUGCAUAUGAUUGUCACACCCAUAAAUAAAUUUGUGAAGCAAAGAUUCACGAGUGGAACUGUGCAUGUAAACUGAUAAAUAUAUAGUUAAAUGUGAUGAUCCUAUUGUUUUAGCUGAACAUGAAAAUUCCUGUGCAUUCAGCUGUGCACUUCUUACCUGAAAGCACUCUCAGAAUGCUGGUCACUGCGUGACUUAGGUACUAGGUGUGCAAAAAAAUCCACCUACAAAUUUAAGGAUUUCCUUGGCCUAGGCCAAGAUCUACAUGACAUCAAUCUAUGACCCAGAAGGAAGGGUGAAAUACAAUGUUGUACAUGUAAGGGCUUGCAAAUGGUGUGUUGAAUUAUGCAUGGCUAGGUGCUUUUCCCAAGCUCAGUGUCUUGUCUUACUGGCCCCCUAUAUAUAUAUACCCAAUGACAAUGACAGCAAGGGGGGGGCAGAAAAAUCAAACCUACUGUUUUAGCUUAGGCAAUGUUAGAGCAUCACAGUGUCAUUUAAAUUUCAGAAUAGAAAUUAUUCUGUCAUUGCUAAUUAGUUUUCCCCAUCUCUAUAUCUUUCCCAUUGUAGGUCCUGCCAAGAAAAUGCUGCACUUUGAAAUUUCCAAGGAAGGCAGCGAGCUAUCAGUAGUGGCUCAAGCUGAUGUGUGGCUGUUUCUCAAAGUCUCUAAAGCAAAUCGAAGCAGGACAAAAGUCACCAUCCGCCUAUAUCAGCAGCAGAGACUGCUGCUAAAACGCAACUCCCAAGGGGUGGACGAGGAUGGAGGUUUGAAGGGAGAAAAAGGCGAAAUCCUCAUCUCUGAAAAAGCAGUGGACACUCGCAAAAGUACCUGGCACAUUUUCCCAGUCUCCAGCAGCGUCCAGCACCUCCUGGAUCAAGGAAAGAAUUCCCUGGAUGUGCGGAUCGCUUGUGAUCAGUGCCAAGAAACUGGAGCCAGCCUGGUGCUGUUGGGAAAGAGGAAAAAAAAGGAAGAAGAUGCAGAAGGGAGGGAAGGUAGUGAAAGCACGGGAGAAGAGGAGAAGGAACAAUCCCACAGGCCUUUCCUGAUGAUGCUUGCCAGACAUUCAGAGGAUCGCCAGCACAGACGGCGGAGGCGGGGUCUUGAGUGCGAUGGCAAAGUCAACAUCUGCUGCAAGAAGCACUUCUUUGUUAGCUUCAAAGACAUUGGCUGGAAUGACUGGAUCAUCGCCCCACCAGGCUACCACGCCAACUACUGUGAAGGAGACUGCCCCAGUCAUAUUGCAGGAACAUCUGGUUCAACGCUCUCUUUCCACUCCACUGUUAUCAACCACUACCGCAUGAGAGGCCACAGUCCUUUCUCCAACCUCAAGUCCUGUUGUGUACCCACCAAGCUGCGGCCCAUGUCUAUGCUCUACUAUGAUGAUGGGCAGAAUAUAAUAAAAAAGGACAUCCAGAACAUGAUUGUGGAAGAGUGUGGGUGUUCAUAGGUGUGUGUGCGCAAGUGACACACCCAUGCUCACAUACAUGUUUGGGACUGCCUUUCUACCAAUUUGAAGAAGACCAUUAAAAAAUACAACGUAUGAGGGAAGACCAAGUGGGUCUAGCCUUUCCAAACAAAACAGUCACAUUUCUAAAACAGAAGCAUUCAGUGUUCAAAAAAUAGCAAGAGAGACAGACAAAGGAAAGAAGAAUGGCGUUGUUCUCCAGGGCUUGGAUGAGGAACAUUCAAAUGGUGCGGGCAAGGGCAUUUCCUAUCUUAUAUGCUCCAUAUUUUAUUACGUAGUAUUUUCACACUUUAUCAACAACAAGGGGAGGUAUGUUUCCCUUCCCUGUAUUACCUAUGCAUUCAAGCCCUGACAGCAGCUUGCCUACAAAAUGCAGCAAUUUGGAUGCUAAGUCCAAAAUGGUAUUAAAAUGCCCAGAAAAGCCAUGUGUAUGAACACUACAUUCACUGGCACUUUUUGCUCCCAUCCGUUUACCAAGGACGCAGUGAGUGUGCGUGUGUGCGUGUGCGUGUGUGUGUGCAGGUUUCUUCUGGCAUAUGCAUGCACAGAGCACACUUGUGUAUAUAUUUUGGUAAAAGGGGACAAUAAUGCGCAGGUGUACUCACCUUUAUCUUCUGCACUAUUUUUGCAAAAAAA